UGUUGCAGAAGCAGCAGCUUCAGACUGAGAGGCUCAGUGGUUUCUGUGUAAACAAACGGGGAGAAGAUUCUCGAACAAACAAAGAUUGAAGGCACAGAUACAUAAAGAGAGAGGAGGCGGUCAGCUCCUCUGAGGGAGGAAUAAACGAUAGGAGUGGCUGAGAUAAGGCUUGAGGAAGGACACACACGCACGCGCACGCACGCGCACACACACCAGAGGAGGUGGAGGUUGAGGAGGAGGAACUAGAAAUCUGCGCUCGGUCAGUUCAGUUAACAUCACUUCCCCACCGCCUGCAAAAGCAAACAGGCUCCUGAAGCCGCUGAGGAAGAGAAGUGAGUGAGAUCGAUGUGAGGAGAAAGCUGUCAGCUGUCAGCACCUGGACACUCCGCUUCCUUGUGCUUCUCCUUCUCCUCCUGCCGCUGCCUUCGCUCCUCUUCACCUCCCUUUUCUUCAGCUUACAGCAACGACUCUUGUUGUUACUGAGUUUGUAGCGCGGACCUCCGGAGUCUCCGUUUACUCUGGCAUGGAGACGCCACUGCACUGAUUGUGAGUCGGAUUUCUGCUUCCAGACCGAAGUUCCCUAAGAAUUAUGGAGAAUUGACAGCUCGAGGGGAACCUGACGAACCAAAGUGCGUGAAGAUAAAGAGGACAAAGCUCUCCCUGCAGAGGCAGCCUUGUCUCCUUCCCAACAGUUUGAAGAAUCAUUUCUCCUUUGGGCUCAAAGAAAAGUAAAAGUGUCAUGGCUACGUAUGGACAGACACAGUACAGCCCCACUCUUCAGCCUGCGGGACCGUACGCAACCUACGCUCACCACACACAAGGUUACAGCAUGCCUUCUUACAACAUCAAAACAGAGGAAGGUCUUAGUCACUCCCCAGGACAGACUGGACUGUUGGGCUACUCCAACUUCAGCAGCACACCCCCCAGUCAGAGCCUGUACGGCUACUCACAUACACACGGCGGUGGUAUUUCUUCUGGAAUUUUUCAAGGCACCCAUGCGAUCUCAAGCACGACCCCAUUCAACCCCACCCAACAAGAGUUUUCUGCUUACUCCAGCUACAGUCAGAGUCAGUACUCCCCGUAUUAUAACUCACAUCCCUACAACAGCCCUUACCUAACCAGCAGCAACAUCAGCCCAGCCGCCAUCACAGCUCCAAUAGCCUAUCAGCAUCCAGAGCACGCCGUCAUGCUCCCCAAUCACAGCCCGGACUCACAUAUAGGAGAAUACCAUCCUCCACCCAGCCCCCCAACACCAGGUAAAGAAGAGGGGGUUGCAGCAAGGAGAGGAUCAGAUGGGAAGUUGAGGGGGAGGAAAAGAGUCAGUGACCCCGCUCCACCCCUGGACUCUGACAUAGAGCGAGUGUUUAUCUGGGACCUGGAUGAAACCAUUAUCAUUUUCCAUUCACUCCUCACGGGAACCUUCUCCUCACGAUUUGGCAAGGACUCUUCAAAGGCAUUAUCCCUGGGUUUAUGGAUGGAGGAGAUGAUAUUCAACCUGGCUGACUCAAGACUUUUCUUCAAUGACCUGGAGGAAUGUGACCAGGUUCAUGUCGAUGACGUUGCCUCAGAUGACAACGGACAGGACCUGAGCACUUACAACUUUGGGUCGGACGGCUUCCAGAGCCCAGCAGGGGCUGGCUCUCUGUGUCUAGGGUCAGGGGUCCAUGGAGGGGUGGACUGGAUGAGAAAACUGGCAUUCAGAUACCGCAGAGUCAAGGAGAUUUACAACAUGUACAAGAAUAAUGUCGGCGGACUACUGGGCAGCCCCAAGAGGGAGGAGUGGUUACAGCUGAGGAGGGAGAUGGAGGUCCUGACCGACCUGUGGCUCACCCAAGCUCUCAAAGCACUGGCUCUCAUCAACUCAAGGCCAAACUGUGUGAACGUGUUGGUGACCACCACCCAGCUCGUCCCAGCUCUCUCCAAGGUUCUACUGUAUGGUCUGGGCUCAGCCUUUCCAAUAGAGAACAUAUACAGCGCAACCAAGACAGGCAAAGAGAGCUGUUUUGAGCGCAUCUCCCAGAGAUUCGGUCGGAGAGCAGUGUACGUGGUAAUAGGAGAUGGUGCAGAAGAAGAGAGCGUGGCCAAGAAGAAGAACAUGCCUUUCUGGAGGGUGACCUGUCGCGCUGACCUGGAAGCCCUGAGCCAUGCACUGGAGCUGGACUACCUCUAGAUUCUACAGUCUCUCAGCUUAACCAGGAAACUCCCUAACACAAGACUGCACCACAUGGUUGGACGUGCUUCCAGAUACUGUACAAGAGUCAGUAUUGCCGUCUUUGCUUGAGUGAGAACUCCAGACGGACGUUGACACAGCAGAGCUACAGGAGCUGAAAGGAGCUGAAAGCUGCAGGCUGCAGUGACUCUCUGAGGCAUAACCACCAGGCCAUAAGUUAUGGACCAAAAUUAAGAAAAGACCAAAGUAAAAAUAAAAUGAGGGACCAAAGCUCACCAAACAAUCAGCACAAAAUAUGUUCAAGGUCCAGUGUGUAACUUGAAAGGGUGUACUGUCAGAAACUGUAACAUUUCAAAUGUAUGUUAAUUACACACAUAAAAAUUUGCUGUAUUCAAAAAGUGUGACACAUCAACCAACCAAUGACAAGUCUGUAGUCGGAAAGGAGGGGUAAGCAGCGGAGUUCUGCGUCAGUUGCAACCUGCUGUCUCUCCAGUAGAUGUCCCCGUGCGUUACACACUGGACCUUUAAAUCACAUCAUCUCAAUUCUGCAGUAACCGUAACAUGCACAACUUCUGUUGCACUGAAAAAACAAAAACAAAUCUUAAAACCGUUUUUUUGUUUGUUUGUUCUACUGCUCUUUUUUAUUUUUGUUGUGAAGCUCAUCUUUCAUUCUUCACAGUUUCUUGCAAUUUUUUAACAAAUGGCCUUUACUGAACCUUUCAAAACAGCAUUUCGUUUUACGGCUACAUAAUUCUCAAAAGUAACCCCCUCCUCUUAGUUAGAGGCGACAUUUUAUCAUUUAAAUGUGAUCUAUUUAUUAAUGGUUCAGUUUUACAACAUAAUUAGGUAUAGUGUGUAGUUUGGGACAUCUAUAUGUAAACAUACAAAAGCCUUCCUUAAAGAUCAGACUUUGUUCUUGUAAAAAUGUUUGAAGAUGCUGUAUUAUAGACUAGUGCUUACAGUAAGUUCCUGUGUUUGUUUCUGGGUUGUACAUGUUCAUGUGACUUGACUCUUUUUUUCCUAUCCUGGUUUAGUUUUCUGCUAUAAAAUCCCUAUGAAUAACCUUUUUGUAAUAUAGAUGUAUUGGUAUGGCUGUGCAUGUGACGAUAACACUGUCUCUCAGCUUUGCUCUGAUUUGUAUAUAAAGCACUAAUGUUGAUUUGUUUUGCAAAUGAAAAUAGAUUAAUACAAAUAAAUUAAUUACAUUGUGGGGAAA
Cynoglossus semilaevis (tongue sole) is the source of this 3386-nucleotide messenger RNA. It is a transcript of the gene eya2, whose product is annotated as EYA transcriptional coactivator and phosphatase 2. Gene Ontology annotation, molecular function: protein tyrosine phosphatase activity. The transcript has 16 exons. Gene Ontology annotation, cellular component: nucleus. Gene Ontology annotation, biological process: multicellular organism development; negative regulation of extrinsic apoptotic signaling pathway in absence of ligand; positive regulation of DNA repair. Lineage: Eukaryota; Metazoa; Chordata; Actinopteri; Pleuronectiformes; Cynoglossidae. The record is from RefSeq and is a predicted model, not a curated record. The coding region runs from base 740 to 2170 and encodes 476 amino acids.